UGCAACCAUCAGAACUGAAGGAUGCAUUUCAUAAUAAAAAUUAUUCAUGCUACUCCCUUCUUGCUAAAAUGCUGCUUGCCAUAAAAAAUGCUUAUCAGCGAGACCAAGACAAACCGUUGUUAUCUUUUUUUAAAGUUUCCUCUUUCUUUUUAGUUGUGGGUAUAAAGUUCAAGUACUCGUGUACUUUGUAAGUUUAUGAACUUAAGUAAGGUGCUGCCUGCAGUGUGUGUUUUAACAGGUGACAUGGUUUCCAUUUCUUACGUACUUCAGUCAGCUCAGCACCAAAGCAUUCUGAAGAAAUGUUUCCCAGUGGUGCUCUGCUGUCUCUACCUGCUCUUCAGAACCCGAGGGAAGGAUCGGUAUUCUCAGCUCAUCUUGUUAGGCCUGAUUUUCUCCUUGGGAGGUGAUGCCUGUCUCAUUUACCCCAACCUAUUCAUUCCAGGGAUGGCAUUGUUUGCUGCUGCUCACGUGUGUUACAUCUUGGCUUUCGGAUGGCACCCCUUAAAUUGCACUUCCCUUCUUUUCAUCCUGCCUCUUGAAGGAAUUAUUUGUGCAAUACUUUUACCCAAUCUGGAUGACAAACAGAAGAUCUUUGUUCCCAUUUAUAUGAUGUUACUUGGCACCAUGGUUUGGAGAGCCCUCAGCCGAAAAUAUGAUUCUGCCAGCGGGCGCUAUAGUGCCAUAGGAGGUGUGAGCUUUAUGGUGUCAGACUGUGUGAUUGGGCUUGACAUGUUUGUUCAGCACGUGUCCUGGUCCAGUUUAUUCAUCAUGACAUCCUAUUACAUUGCCCAAAUUCUCAUCACUCUCUCAGCCACAGAAUUGCAAGCUAUAAAUACCAAAAAGUCCAGUUAACUAAAUACACCUUUACAAAAUAACUUCUUAAAGUCCCAAUAGCAUAAGAUGUUAUUAAAUCAAACUUCUCAAGUGUAUAAAGCAGAUUAAAACAAAUGUUGUUCUUAAAAACUAAA
Molecule: messenger RNA, 968 nt
Organism: Polypterus senegalus (gray bichir)
Lineage: Eukaryota; Metazoa; Chordata; Cladistia; Polypteriformes; Polypteridae
Product: lysoplasmalogenase-like
Exons: 3
Coding region: 196-852 (218 amino acids)
Cellular component (GO): membrane
Source: RefSeq, a predicted model, not a curated record